Molecule: messenger RNA, 4395 nt
Organism: Ahaetulla prasina
Lineage: Eukaryota; Metazoa; Chordata; Lepidosauria; Squamata; Colubridae
Gene: TEAD2
Product: TEA domain transcription factor 2
Exons: 12
Coding region: 334-1608 (424 amino acids)
Biological process (GO): regulation of transcription by RNA polymerase II; embryonic organ development; hippo signaling
Cellular component (GO): transcription regulator complex
Molecular function (GO): DNA-binding transcription factor activity, RNA polymerase II-specific; RNA polymerase II cis-regulatory region sequence-specific DNA binding
Source: RefSeq, a predicted model, not a curated record
AAUACCACGCAGGCCUGUUGCUUCUUUGCGUACACUACCACAUCUUAGCUCUUCUUUUUUCCCCCCAAUCCUAAUGAGUGGGCAGUAACUUCUUGCAGGAGCCAAAAUUAACCCUACCAGUGGAGCGCUUCAUUAUUAUCUCUCAAUUUUUUUCCCCUUGCCCUGCACAACAUUUUUUUUUCAAAUAAAGCAAAGUUCAGAUAAAAGUUUUUCCUUUCCUUUUCCCCUGCUCUCCUCCACUAGCACACACAAAACCAAGCUCUUGAGUGUCUUCUGAAAGUAUCUCUCCUGGCAUUAUAGAGCUGGGCAAAGGAGGCCAGCCCCUCCAGAGAAAUGGGGGAAGCUGAGGAAAAUAGUCUGAAAAAUGAUGCAGAAGGAGUGUGGAGCUCGGACAUUGAGCAGACUUUCCAGGAGGCACUGAAAAUUUAUCCACCCUGCGGGAGGCGCAAAAUCAUUCUUUCAGACGAAGGAAAGAUGUAUGGUCGUAAUGAGCUCAUUGCCCGUUUCAUCAAGUUGAAGACUGGGAAAAUACGGACAAGGAAACAGGUCUCCAGUCACAUCCAGGUGUUAGCCCGGCGAAAAACACGAGAAAGUCAAACCAAGCUCAAAGAGCAGGUGGCAAAGAAAAAAGCACUGCAGAGUAUGGCACUCAUGUCUUCUACUCAGCUUAUUUCGGCCACUGUCUUCAAGGAGAAACUAGACCUGUCGGAACACUACUAUCAAUGUAGCACCACCACUGUAAGCACUCAGUCCACAGACUUUUUCCAUUUCUGGGCUGGGGAUGUAAACCAAGGCCAAACUACUCCAGAUAUCAAGCCCAUCCUCCAGGCCCCAUAUCCCACCACACCAAUUGCAGCAUCACUUGAUGCCCCAGGUUAUUCCACCACCCCAGGGAUGGAUUCUUGUCUCCUCAGCACAAAUAUUCCUUGGCCGAGAGGUCAUAUUGGUACAGAAACACUUCGACUGGUGGAGUUUAAUGUUUUUAUGGAGUGGCAGAAUGAACGAGAUUUGUUUAAGCGGCUGCAUCGUUUUGUUUACAUUGACCUAGCACCCAUGCGUGAGUCACCCCUGGAAAUGGUGGACAUACGCCAAAUCUAUGACAAAUUUCCAGAGGAAGGAGGUGGACUGCGAGAUCUAUAUGAUCAAGGCCCUCCUGAUGCUUUCUUCUUGGUCAAAUUCUGGGCUGACCUAAGCUGUUCCCUCCCUGGAGAAGAGCCUGGAGGCAGAGGAGGGGCCUUCUAUGGGGUGAGCAGUCGAUAUGAGGGCCCACAGACUCUGACUCUCAGUUGUGCCUCCAAAGUCUGCUCGUUUGGCAAACAGGUGGUGGAAAAACUGGAGACAGCCGAGCCUCCUUACUGGGAAAAUGGCCGCUUUGUUUUCCGUCUGCAUCGUUCACCACUCUGCGAGUAUCUCAUUAAUUUUAUUCGCAAACUACAAAAACUACCAGAAAAAAUAAUGAUGGAUAGUGUGCUUGAAAAUUUCAGCGUCCUGCAGGUUUUGCGGGAUCAAGAAACUCAGGAAUUGCUACUGUGUGUGGCCUUUGUGUUUGAAGUUUCUGCAAGGGAAUGGGGAUCACAGCAUCACAUCUAUCAGCUGGGCCGAGACUGAGAUGCUCAACAAAUCAACCCCAGCCAUCUUCCUCUUAUCUCCACAUCAUACUAGAUGGCAGAACUGAUGGCUGAAAAAUUGCUGACCCCAUUCAUACCAACUUUUUACAAGUUUACUAACAGAUAUUUUUCUCUCUUUUCUCUCUUGGUUUUUCUCACAAAACCAAGCUUUAGACCUAAACCUUUAAAAGGCUUGAGCCCAAUGCUCAGUAGACCAUCUUACAGGUGGGAUGGUCCUUUGAACAGGUGUACUUCUGGGAGAAUACUCUUUUGGUCAAAUCAUCUCGGGCAUGUUGAGGACACUAGUUAAUCUCAGCUCCGUAUCCUUCUAAAUCUCCUGGGAGAACAUUGUCCCAUGUCUUUGCUUCUUGGGAUUUAACACUCCAUUGUAAGAAGAAACAGUAUUUCUUAGCACUCCUGUUUUGUAUGACAGUCAGACUUUUAUCUACAUUAUAACUUAAUUCUCACAAACUGCUUAAGAGUGAAUCCAUUCCUACACUUAUCAUGUCAGACUCUAGGGAAAGGUUUAUAUCAGGAAUGCAUAACCUGAUGGCUUUCGAUUCACAGGUUUCCCCAGAUCCUUUUAAGAGUCCACCACAAACUCUAUGGUUUAAUGUGACUCAAGCUGAAGACCAUUAUAUACAGUGGCAGUAAUGAUAUUGUUUAAUACAAGUUUUAAAUCAAAUUUGAAUUCUUGUCCUGUAUUGAAUUAAUCUCCUUUGUGGAGUACUGUCCUCGACUUAAAAUUACUCAUUUAGUGACCUUUUGAAGUUAACAAUAGCACUCAAAAGUGACUUACAACCACUCCCAACAUCACAGCACCCACAUGUUCAUGAUCAAAAUUUGGGUGGUUGGCGACCAGCAUAUAUUUAUGAGGGUUUUAGGAUUUGGGAGUCAGGUGAUGGCCAUUUGCGACCUUCCCAGCUGGUUUCCAACAAGCAAAGUCAAUGGGGAAAGACAGAUUCGCUUAACGAUUCACUUAACAGCCAUGGCAAAAAAAAAUUGCAAAAUUGGACGUCACUAUUUAACCAUCUUGCUUAGGAAAAUUCUUGACUCAGUUGUCUAAUUUUUCCUUUGCUGCCUAGGAGUUGGUACCAUUUCAAAACUAGAGAACAAUUCACACUGUAGGAAGGUAUUACCUUGCAAAACUCAGGCUUCAUUUACACAAUGAGCAUGAGAUCAUGUAGUCAGCUAUGUAUCUUUGAAGUACAGGUCGGAGGCAUUUUAAUAUUACUCAUAUGAGUAACUAAAGAUCAGCAAGAGCAUUAACCAUUGGAAACAGAAAUAGAAAUAGCCCUCUUUCUCUUGGCUUCUGCUGCCUUAAUUUUAUAUCUAAGGAGGCAUUUUAAAAAAAUAGCCGUCCCAAAUUUUGGAGAAUGAAAUUAUGUUUUUAGCUCUCGAGAAUCGGAAUUACCAACUUGUUCUAUUCCACGCAUAAUCCCACUCUUAAAUGAAACAAAAAUAUAAAAGUAAACUGAGCUUUGUUAUAUGUUCAAUCUGAAUAAGCCUUAUCUGGCUAAAUGUAUGUUCAUGAUUACCAUCUUUUUGGCAUUCACAGGUGCUUCUGUCUGUUCCUCUUUGGCAGGAAAGGGGGACGAUAUACAGGUAAUUCUCAACUUACAAUUCAUUUAAUGACUAUUUGAAGUUACAACAGAACUGAAAAAAGUGAAUUAUGACCAUUUUUCACAUGACUGUUGUAGCAUUGCCAUGGUCACGUGAUCAAAACUUGGGUGCUGGGCAAUUGGUUCAUAUUUAUGACAGUUGCAGUGUCCUGGGGUCAUGUAAUCACCUUUUGCAACAUUCUGUCAAGCAAAGUUAGUGGGAAAGCCAGAUUCAUUGAACAGAGAUCUGUUACAUCUCAGAACCCUCCUUUAUGGCUCAAAACCAGCCAAUUAACACUGACUGAUCAACUGGAAUAAGGCUCGUGGCUUAGAAUUGACCAGGAGCCAAGCAUUUUAUUCUGCUUGCUUGCUCUUGUACAAGGGAUCCUAUCAAUAGUACAUCUGUUCUUUUGGAGGAACAGCUAAAUAACUUCCCUAAAUUCCACUGAAGAUGUUACCUAGCCUGGCAACGAAACAUUUGGAAACCAACCCACAAAUCUCGGAGAACGAACCUCCACCCUUGCUACAGAUAUUCAUCACAAAUACAAAUAGUCCUCAAUUUACGACCAUAAUUGAGCCCAAAAUUUAUACUGCUAAGUGAAACAAUUACUGAGUUUUGUCCCAAUUUAUGACUUUUCUCGCCACAUUUGUUAAGUGAAUCACUGCAGUUGUUAAAUUAGUAACACGGUUGCUAAGUGAAUCUAGCUUCUCCACUGAUUUUGCUUAUCAGAAGGUCGCAGAAGAUAUCACCUGACCCGGAACGCUGCAACCAUCAUAAAUGUUUGUCAGUUGCCAAGCAUCUGAAUGUAAACCGUAUGAUCAAUGUAACAGUUGUAAGUGUGAAAAAAGUCACUUUUUCGGUACCAUUGUAACUUGAACAGUCACUAAAUGAACUGUUGUAAGAAGUCGAGAACUACUUGUAGCUAAAAGCUAUUUUACAUCCAAGUUCAAAGAAUCAAACACAACUGUUUAUGGAUCAUUUUUAUUUGUAAAAUAAAAAUUUUAAAAAGCCUAAUUCUGCCAAGAAAAAACCACAGUAAACUGAGAAAGGAGGUGAAAUUAUACAUGUACCUCAUUCCACCUGCAUCCUCUUCCUCAAAGUAUUUCCCCCUUUAUACUUCUGUUUUAAACAAUCAUGCUGAAUAUAUAAAUACCACAAAAAAAAAGCAAAAAAAAGAGAAAGAUUU